CUUCAUCGUCGAAUACGCGCGAUUUUUCAGUAAAUUUGAUCUUGGAUCUCGAAUACGAAUAUACUCGGAAAGCAGAAAUAAACAGGAACGAUGCCACCAUCUUACUGUUCGGUCGCCGGAUGUACAAAUAGUCGAAGCCCUACGUGUAGUCUGUACUGCUUUCCCAAGGAUGAUGCUGUGUGCAAACAGUGGGUCGAGUUCUGCAAUCGUCCCGAGCUGUGGAAGAAAUACGACGAGAAUGGCCCCGAGUACCUGUACAAGAGUUCUCGAAUCUGCUCCGACCACUUUCAGCCGAACGACUUCAACAAACCAUAUCUUUUCAGUAAAGUUCAACCCUUUACUGAAAAGAUAUGGUUUGUUGAAGGUUCGGUGCCAACCCUCUACCCAGCCAGUAAAGAACCAAAGAAUCGCUACAGUAUUGGCGGCGGAAUAGGUGGCCUCAGUGGUCUCGGAGCUGUUAGUGCUGCUGGUGGUGGUGGUGGUGGAAGCGGCAAUAAUUCGCCUCCCAACAGCAACAACAACAGCAUCGACAGCGAGUCACUCAUCACGCCAAUGUCAGCGAAGCGACCGCUGUCGUCGCAGCCUUCAACGCAGCAGCCAGUUGCCAAGCAGCGAAGAUCACUUCCUCCCGCCCUCAGUGCCAGUGCCACUACGAACAACAGUCAUGCCACCGUGAGUGGCGCACUAGCCGGUCUGAUUCAACGCCAACAGCUGAAAGAGCAGCAACGGAAAGCGUUCGCAGCUAAUAACAACAACAACAACAGUACCAAGUUGGCAGCUGCUGCAGCACAGGAAAAGCUCGAAGAUGAACGGGGGUACGGCAUCAACUAUGUGGACAUGGACGGAGGAGAUUCCACCGAGUACGACUCGGGCUUCCAGAAUUCCGUGGAAAAGGAACUGGCGGCCUACAAACAGCUGCAGCAGAUGAAGGCAGUGAAAGCAGCGGCCGCCGUCAUUCCGGCAUCGCUCAAAUGCGAGUUGACCGUAACGCCGGCCGUUAGUCACCUGAAUACCAGUAGUAGCGCCAUCAAUAACGGCACCAGCAGCAGUCACAACAACUCCAACAACACACUGAACGGUUCCAUGAACUACAAGGAAAAGUACGAGCAAACCCUGAAGGAACUGUUUGCCUGUCGUAAGAUUGUCAAGAACCAGAACAAUGCCAUCAAGCAGCUUCAGGGUGAGAUCGACUUCCUAAAUCAACUGUUGAAGGAGAAAUGAUGCUCUUCGGUCACGGCUGGCAGGGCCAGCAGCAAUAACGGUGGUCUGGUGCCAAUGGUUUUCUAGAUUCUAUCGUGAAGGAGUGCAGGAACCUUAGCUGAAAAUAAGUUUCAAACUGUAUUAUAGUGUGUUUAGUUGGUGUAAAUGAUCGUCUUUCUGACCAUAAUCUUAGAAAUUGGUUCAGUGCGCAGAUUGAUAUUUUACUAUCUGUCCUUUUUUUCUAUCGUGCCAGUAAACAAAGUUUUAUUGUAAUAGGAUUGAACUUCUUUGCUGUACGACACGCUAGAAGAUUCACUAGAUGUAGUUACCAUUUUAGUACUUUGUAGUGUUCAAAUUUUUGAUUCAGGUGAAUUUAUUUACGGUUGAACUAGCAUCGGUGCCAACAGUCAAUUAUUCGUUCACGAAAAGCUUGCAAAAAACAUUCCAAUAGUGAACAAACUGUCAGGCACUUGUCAUCUCCCGGCACAUAUUUAUAAUAGAUUCUUUUAGAUUAGCAUGAUUGAUCUUGUUUUUAACUUGUAUUCUAUGGAUCCAAUAAACCGCCUGCUGGAACAAACAUGAAAUCC
Malaya genurostris is the source of this 1787-nucleotide messenger RNA. RefSeq lists its product as uncharacterized. The record is from RefSeq and is a predicted model, not a curated record. Gene Ontology annotation, molecular function: sequence-specific DNA binding. Lineage: Eukaryota; Metazoa; Arthropoda; Insecta; Diptera; Culicidae. The transcript has a single exon. The coding region runs from base 91 to 1221 and encodes 376 amino acids.